CGUUGAAUUGCAAAAAGAGGCCAAAAAUAGAUGCCAUGAAAUGGACAAAAGAUUGGCCUUAAGUGCCAACAAAACCGAAGAAGUUGUUUUGGCGUUAAAUAAAUACGAGAAAGACAUCAAAACGAUCGUGAAUUCGCGGAUCUCGUCCAUAGAGGCGGCGGAUGUGGUCGAAGAACUCAAUUCUCAUAUCUGUGCCGUCGAUAUCGAGAACAACUAUCUUAGGGAACAGAACGACAAUUUGAAACACGAUUUGAGUUCUUUGAUAGAAUUGAUGAAACGACGAAUCGGUGAUCAAAACGAGACCAUCGAUGACGUGAAUCAGAGGGCAAACUCCGAUAAGUGUCUCACUUUCUGUGAUGUGGAUCCCGAAGACAUAUUUGGUCCAAUCGAAGCCAUAACGACGGCCAACGGGAACGGCUGUUGUGUCGAUGAGUGCGUUCAGACGGUGCACACGCCUGAGCCAUGUCUGGCCAGCGAUCGGUCCAUCUCUCGGUCCAGUUCUCACUCAAAUGCUAACAAAUAUUUAGUCGAAGAGAAAGAGCUGUUGAUUCGUAAACUUCAGGAACAUUUAGAGACCAUAUCUAAUGAACUGGAGUUGAAGGACGAAGUGCUCAAUAAUUUAGAAAUCAAAUUAAAUACAACGCGAAAAGAGAACUCAGAUCUGAGACAACGGUUGGAUCAGUUGACAGUUGUGCACAACGAGUGUGAUUACAAACUCCAAGAGGCCAUCGAUCGGGUCUCGACACUCAAUGAGCACAAGAGAUCACUUAUGACUCAAUUGGACGACGAAAGCGAACAGCGAAUCAAAUUCAAGGAAGAGCUCAAAUCGUUGACCGCAAGACUCUUGGAGAACAUGAAGACUGUGGAGAACCAGUCGAUGACAAUCCAACACUUG
This is a messenger RNA of Medioppia subpectinata, 895 nucleotides long. The record is from the annotation of a GenBank genome assembly. Lineage: Eukaryota; Metazoa; Arthropoda; Arachnida; Sarcoptiformes; Oppiidae.